Messenger RNA from Neohortaea acidophila, 732 nucleotides. RefSeq lists its product as uncharacterized. The record is from RefSeq and is a predicted model, not a curated record. The transcript is spliced from 4 exons. Gene Ontology annotation, biological process: mRNA splicing, via spliceosome; spliceosomal snRNP assembly. NCBI's taxonomy places the organism in Eukaryota, Fungi, Ascomycota, Dothideomycetes, Mycosphaerellales, Teratosphaeriaceae. Gene Ontology annotation, cellular component: catalytic step 2 spliceosome; SMN-Sm protein complex; U2-type prespliceosome. The coding region runs from base 227 to 481 and encodes 84 amino acids. Gene Ontology annotation, molecular function: RNA binding.
ACCUGAAUGUCAUAGUCGUAUUGCAGACGUUGCCGUUGCAAGUGAAUGCAUCGACAACUGUGGCGCAUGGCAAUGCCAAGCCACAGCCACCCUUUCCUCUGUGGCUUCGACCUCCGCAAAUUUUAGUUGACUGCGGAACGCGCAGGUUAGAGACACUUCGACACUGUCCAGCUCAACUUGCCGCACCCCAUCCAUGAUCUGAGGCCAUUCCAUACCAGUCUCCAAGAUGCCUCAAGCACAGCCAGAACUCAAAAAGUAUCUCGACAAGCGGGUCGAAGUGCAACUCAACGGCUCGCGCAAAGUCAUGGGCACCCUGCGCGGCUACGAUGUCUUCCUCAACAUCGUCCUCGACGAAGCGACCGAGAGUAAAGCCAACAACGAGAAGGUGCGACUGGGCAUGUGUGUGAUUCGGGGUAAUGCGGUGGUGAUGAUGGAGGCGCUGGACCGGAUCGACGGCGGGGACAGGGGCGGUGGGAGAUGAGAAGGCUGGACCUUUCGGGAGAAAUGGACAGACAGGGAAGCAUGCGCAGGGGCCGAUGCUACGAGCUAUAUGACGAGCCGGAAGAUGGUUGCGAGCACCUCCCGUUUGGCUACGGUCGUCAAAAUAUCGGUGCGUCAACCCGGGAGUCAACGAGGCGAUCCGGAAUGCCGCAAUAAUCACAUAACUGCCGCCACGAAUCCUUGAAAAGGCGCGAGCCGCUGUAUUAGUUGCGAGAAAUCUAUUCAAACGAU